CCGCUGCCUGGGAGUUUGAAAGCGGCACAGCAGGGCGGGGACAGGUGCGGGGAGCGGUGACCAGUGUGGGGUGCAGUGUGAGGACCGGUGACCGUGCGGGGAGCGGUGCGAGCACUGGUGACCGGUGUGAGGAGCGGCACGAGGACCGGUGACCCGUAUGGGGAGCGGUGCGGGGACCCGUGACUGGUGACUGGUGCGGGGAGAGGUGCGAAGACCGGUGACUGGUGCGGGGAGCGGUGCGAGGACUGGUGACCGGAGCGGGGAGCGGUGCGAAGAACAGUGACCGGUGCGGGGAGCGGUGUAAGCACGGGUGAUCGGGGCGGGGGCGGGACGAGGACCGGCCACCGGUGUGAGGAGCGGCGCCAGGACCGAUGAACUGGGCAAGGACCGGCUCCGGGACCAGAGCGGAGUCCGGAAGGGGCGCGGGGCCCGCUGAGAGGUCCGGUGCGGGGUCCCGGGAGAUGGCGGACCUGGUGGUGUGCACUUUCCUGACGAAGCUGCUGUGCGAGCACGGCGGCCGCAUGCCCCGGCAGGACCUGCCUCGCCACAUCGCGCUCCCCGACCCGCAGCUGGACCAGGUGCUGCGGGAGGCCGGGCCGGACCGCUUCGUGCUGGCCGGAGACGGGCCCGGGGGCGUCGAGGUGGUGGCCGUGUCCGCCGUCCGUCUCUGCCCACGCUACGUGCGCGGGGAGUGCCUGCGCUGCGACCGGCUGCACCUGUGCAAACACUACAUCCUGGGAAAGUGUGGCCCUAGGCCUCGCCGGGCCCAGUGCGAAUUCUCCCACGACAUCCACACAGGGGACAAUCAGGCUGUGCUGAAAGCCCACAACCUCAACGGCCUCAACCAGGAGCAGCUCCGGAUCUUGCUGCUCCAGAAUGACCCCUUCCUCUUGCCCGAGGUCUGCGUCUACUACAACAAGGGGGAGGGGCCCCACGGCUCCUGCAAACUCCAAGGAAGCUGCCCCCGGCUACACGUGUGCCGCCAUUUCAUCCAGGGGGAGUGCCGGUACAACAAAUGCAAAUAUUCUCAUGGGCUGGUGGGCCCGACCACGCAGCGGAUUCUGCAGACCCACGGGCUGAGCCCCUCGACUGCCCUGAACAUCCAGGCCAUCCGCGAGCACCAGACGGCCGAGCUGUUCCGGGAGUUCUUGGAGAAGAGAGGUCGAAGCCCUGAUUCUGGGGUGAAACCUCCCAGGGACAAGGAAAAGAGAAAGAGCGAUGAAAUCUGCCUCUACUACAUCUGGAGAUUCUGCAAACACAAGAGCUCCUGCAAAAACGUCCACUACCACCUGCCCUACCUCUGGCAGAUGAAAGAUGGGGACCUCUGGAAAGACAUUCCCAAGAUGGAGGAGAUCGAAAAGGCCUUCUGUGACCCUAAAAACUCUAGUUUUGGAAGCCCGAACACUGACUUCCAAAAGAUGACGUGUGCGUCGGCACCGGUCAGACGCCUGUCCACCCCAUCAUCCGUCCAGAACCCCUGCUUCUCUCUGACGACGAAGUGGCAUUGGUAUUGGAUGAACGAUCGUGGCCAGUGGAUUGAAUACGGGAAAGAAGGGUUGAAUCAACACCCGGCCUCGUUGACCUCCGUGGACCUAGAGACGGUGUUCCAGGCUAAUCCGAAAGACACGAUGUAUUUCCAGGCUGGUUCUCAGAAGUACACAAUUGGCUUUGAAGAGAUGGUCCAGAGAAACCUGGUCUCCCAGACCAAACGAAAAGUACGGCGGCGGCCGGAAUUCGUGUCCUCCACAGAUGUGGACAGCAUAAAGAGAGCGUCCUCGGGCUCGUCUAAGCCGAGCAUUUUGGCAGGCACCUUCCCGGACACCUGGGACAAGACGGCCGUGCCGGACGUGGGCUUCAAGUUGGUGGACCUGGCUCCCAGCACCCCAGAGCACCAGGAGGUGGUGAAGCAGUUUCAAGAGACCAUGAGCGACUUCUCCGUCCGCAGGGUGCGGAGGGUUCAGAACCUCACCCUCUGGCAAGUCUUCCAGUGGCAGAAGACGCAGAUGAGGAAGGUGAACGGAGGCAAUGAGGUUGCGGAGAAGCUUCUGUUCCACGGCACGAACCCCGCCCAUCAGGAUGCCAUCUGCCAGCACAACUUCGACUGGCGGAUCUGCGGGACCCACGGCACCCUCUUCGGGAAAGGCAGCUACUUUGCCCAAGAUGCCAGCUACUCCCACAAGUAUUCCCAGUUGGGCGUCAGCGGCAAACAAGUCAAGGUCAUGUUCCUGGCCCGCGUCCUGGUCGGGGAUUUCACGCCUGGAAACCCCACCCUCCUCCGCCCGCCCCCGCUGGAGCGGCACCCCGGCCGCUUCUACGACAGUUGCGUGGACCGCGCUUCCAACCCCUCCAUCUUCGUCAUCUUCGAAAAGCACCAGAUCUACCCGGAGUACAUCAUCGAGUACGCCGACGCCAAUAAGUGUAAUCUCCAGCUAGCAAAAUUGCUUCUGGGCCCCUCCCCCCUCCCGCACUGCCGGCUUCGGUUUCAUUUUCCCGGGUCCCGGGCGGCGGGGGGAGUCCCGUGGGGUCCGGGGAUGGCGCGGCGGGUCCCGGUCCCGGUCCCGGUCCCGGAGGCGGGACGGGUGAGCGCGGCCAGGCUGUGCCUGUCUUGGGGCGGCCCCGCUCCGGGCUGUGCCGGACGCUGCGGCCAACUGCACCUCUGCCGUUAUUUCCUCUUCGGGACCUGCCGCCAGGCCAAGGCCGGGAAAGCGUGUAAAUUCGGCCACAGCUUCCGGUCGGCCCAUAAUGCGACGGUGCUGCUGCACCACAGGAUCCAGAACCUGAGUGACAUCCAGCUGCGCCUGCUGCUGCUGCAGAACGACCCCUCGCUGCUGCCCGAGGUGUGCCUGCAUUAUAACAAAGGAGACGGGCCCCACGGCGCCUGCACUUUUAAGAAGACCUGCGGGAAACUCCACGUCUGCCAGUUCUACCUACGGGGCACCUGCCGAUUUGGCCAGGGCUGCAAGCGAUCCCACGACCUGCUCAGCUCCGAGAACCUGGAGAAGCUGGAGAAGUGGGGGAUGAGCGCCGACCUCACGGACGCGCUCCCGGCCAUCUACCGAAACGCCUACGCCAUCCAGCUCCGGGGCCAGUCGCCCAGCUCCGGCCCGGACCGGCCGAGUGACCGAUCGAUGGGAUCUGGAGUCCGUCUAGACCAGACAAAAGGGAGCGCGGACCAAACCAGCCCCUCUAAGCCCACCAGCCAGGAGGAAACCGAUCAGAUCUGCCUCUACCACAUUCGGAAAAGCUGCAGCUUCCAAGACAAGUGUUUCCGGGUUCAUUUUCACCUGCCCUAUCGCUGGCAGUUCCAGGACGGAACCACGUGGAAGGAUUUUGAGACUAUGGAGGCCAUCGAAAAAGCCUACUGUGACCCUGGAAAGAACAGGUUGCUGGUCAGCGGGCCGGUGGGCCGGGUGGCCUCUCUGAACUUUGAGGACAUGAGCUGGGACUCCACCCGGGCCCGGCGCCUCUCCACGACCUCAUCGCUCACCAAGCCGCCUCACUUCAUCCUCACCACCGACUGGCUCUGGUUCUGGGAGGACGAGCUGGGCCAGUGGCGAGAGUACGGCAUGGAGGGCCCGAAGCGCUCCACCGCUUCCAUCUCCAGCCAGGAUCUAGAGAAGGCCUACCUGGACGGAACGGCCCCCACGCUGCAGUUCAAAGCCGGGAAUCACACGUACGAGUUCGACUUCAAAGCCAUGGUUCAGAAGAACCUGUACUACGGCACCAAGCGGAAGGUGUGUCGGAGGCCCAGAUUCAUCUCAGAAGGAGACGUGGUGAAAAAGCAGAAGAGCGACCCUCGGGGUCAGCGUCCUCAGAACAUCCCAGCCCACUGGGACAGGUCUGCCCUGCCCGACCCAGGCUACAAGCUGAUUCCCCUGGAUGCGUCCUCUGAGGAGUACCAGAAGGUCCAGGGGCUCUUCCAGCGUACCGUGCCCAAGCUCUAUAUCUGGAGCAUCCAGAGAAUCCAGAAUGUGGCCCUGUGGCAGGUCUUUCAGUGGCAGAAGGAGCAGAUGAGGAAGAGCAACGGCGGGCAGGAGGUGGAUGAGCGGCAGCUGUUUCACGGGACCAGCCAGAAGCACGUCGAUGCCAUCUGCGAACAGAACUUCGACUGGAGGAUCUGUGGACUGCACGGCACUGCCUACGGCAGAGGGAGUUACUUUGCCAGGGACGCGUCCUACUCCCACCAUUACAGCAGCCUGGAGCUGAACUCCCAGAUCAUGUUCCUGGCCCGCGUUCUGGUGGGCGAGUUCACCCAGGGGAGCGCUUCUUACCUCCGCCCUCCACCCCGGCCCGGGACCUCCGGUGGCUUCUUCCACAGCUGCGUGGACAGACCCGCCAGCCCGUCCAUCUUCGUCGUCUUCGAGAAGCACCAGGUCUACCCGGAAUACCUGAUCCAGUACUCGGGCUCCCCUCGCUCUCCGGCCUCCACCUAACCCCGCCCUGCGCCCGACCUGUGACCCCCAGAGGGAUGGGCCCACCCGGCCGCCACCCCCCACCCUUGGGCCGAGGCAGGGCGGUGUGGGAGGAGCCAUCCCCGCCGUCAUCUGUGGUGCUCGUUAAAUCGAUCGGGGGCCUUUAUCGAGCGCUGUGCGCACAGCACCGUCCCGAACGCUUGGAAGAGUAUGUAUGCCGCAAGAGUUGGUAAUAAUAAUAAUAACGUUGGCAUUUGUU
Ornithorhynchus anatinus (platypus) is the source of this 4671-nucleotide messenger RNA. Its product is annotated as protein mono-ADP-ribosyltransferase PARP12. The record is from RefSeq and is a predicted model, not a curated record. Bases 372 to 4433 code for a protein of 1353 amino acids. The transcript is spliced from 25 exons. Gene Ontology annotation, molecular function: metal ion binding; NAD+ poly-ADP-ribosyltransferase activity. NCBI's taxonomy places the organism in Eukaryota, Metazoa, Chordata, Mammalia, Monotremata, Ornithorhynchidae.